AUGGUCAUGGCUUUUGCUGCGAGCAUUGUCACGACUUUGAAGACGCUUUGUAACGGGGGUCUAUUGAUCCUACCACCAGAGCGAGAGCGCAUGGGCGGUAUAGCGAACUUCAUCACCAGGAAGAAAAUCACUCGGACCUUCCUUACACCAACGCUGCUGAACCUGCUGAAGCCAGAGGAAGUGGAUUGCUUGCAGUUUUUGACCGUAGGGGGUGAGCCCGUAACUCAGCGACUCAUCGAUAUUUGGGCGCCGCGGGUAUCGCUUGUGGAGGCGAUUGGCAUGACGGAGGGCGUCGGUAUUGCGAACGCCAUCGAUGUUAGCGGGAAGAAAUGUAAAGCUCGCCAGUUUAUGACGGGUUGCGCAUGGAUCGUUGACCAAGACGAUGCGAAUACACUAGCGCCGAUCGGGGAAACGGGGGAACUUCUUUUUGAGGGACCAGCGCUAUUCCAGGGAUACCGCAACGACCCGGAAGCUAAUACGAAGGCAUUUAUCGACGGGCCACCUGUAUGGGCGAAAGCGAGGGGGGAGAUGAGACCCAGAGUGAUGUUUCGAACGGGAGAUUUGGCAAAGUAUAUCGAAGAUGGCGUUGUGCAGAUUGUGGGAAGGAAAGAUACGCGUGUCAAGUUACAUGGGCAACGCUUUGAGUUGGGAGAGGUGGAGAAGUUGUUGUUGGACAGCCUCCCAUCGGGUGUGACGGUCGCAGCGGAGAUAGUCGAACCGACAACCGGAACUGGGCCAAUGCUCGUCGCUUUCAUACACGGGCUUGCAACAGACUUCUCUCACGAAGUCAGGCAGUUGAGAGAGAGAUUGGCGGACAGUCUUCCGGAUCACAUGAUACCGCGCGGAUUUGUGGAACUCAAAGAACGGCCGUUAAACCCGUCUGGCAAACUCGAUCGAAAGCUACUGCGGAGUCAGGCUGCCAGGAUGUCGUUGGUUGAUCUGGUGAAGCAUGUUGGCGCUCUAAGCAAGUCUGAGCCAGUGACAUUGCAGGAGCGAACGAUGCAACGUCUAUGGGCCUCAGUGCUCGGCCUUCCUGUAGAGUACAUCGGUUUGCAGGACGAUUUCUUCCAUCUUGGCGGAGAUUCCUUGCACUGUAUCAAGCUCAUCGCACAAGCACGGAAAGAGCAGGUCAUUCUGUCAAUCGAAGACAUCCUGGUGAAUCGAACUCUCCAGGCUAUGAGUACAUCGGCAAGGUUCGAGGUAUGCGCUCAGUCGACUACGCUAGGCGGUGGAUAUACAGCGCACACGAUAGAGACAGUCGCACCGGAGAUCUCACAAGAUGAUGUCGACGCUGUUGCUCUGGCGACGGACUGGCAGGCCUGGUGUGUCGGGCAGGGUCUGCUCAAGUCACAUGGCUGGCAUGACUACAUGAUCUUCAAGUUCCCCAAAACACUGGAUGUUGGAAGGUUGCAACGCGCUUGUCAACAGCUCAUAAACCAACACGCCCUCCUACGGACGGUGUUCGUAGUGAAAGCAAGACAAACUUUCCAGGUCGUUCUCAAGGCCAAGGCUUUCCCCUUCCGGUUCACUGUGGAGCAGUCUAGUGACAGUCAGAAUAUGGACGGGCUUGUUAAGGAGGUCAUUCAGCAGGAUAUGAAACGACACCGUCAACUCGGCGAUACUUUGGUAGCUUUUACCCUUGUACAUGAUGCCACGACUAGCACAGCGCAACUGGUCCUUCGAAUCUCCCACGCCCAGUACGACGCGCUCAGUCUCGACACAUUGUGGCGCUCGCUCGAGGCUUUGUAUUUUGACAGACCAUUGGAAGUCAUUCCUUUCACCGACUUCUGCGCAGAAGCAGUCUUAGCAAGCAGGAAUUCUGAGACGUUCUGGAAGACAGCUCUGGCCAAUAGCUCGAUGAGCGAAGUUCGUGCUCACACUCGCCCUAGCGUGGACUGCCCUAUCAACGGCGCCGUCAAGAUUUCCGUUCCCUUGGUAGAUCUGAAGACUUCGGGUUACACGAGCGCAACCGCUGUUCUUGCCUCAUGGUCGAUCGUGCUGUCGAAGCUUACGGGUCAGGACUCUGUCGUAUUCGGGUGCAUCAUUUCUGGAAGACACAUGAUGAUGUCCAACGUAUCGGAUAUCCUCGGCCCAUGCAUGAACGUCAUACCUUUGCGCACGGAUGUCGUUUCAACCGCAAAAGCUUCUUCGCUUCUCGAUGCGACUCAAAGCAACUAUCUGAAGUCGCUGCAGCAUGGCCAUAUUGGACACCAUCACAUCAUAGAGAAGUGCACCAAUUGGCCUCGAUGGACACGAUUCUCGACAGUCGUGAACCAUCUCAGCUUCGGGUCGAUCGAGCAGCCAUUUCCAGAACUUGGCGGGUGCGCAUUCGAUGUGUACGAACCGGAGCAUGACAAAGCCGACCUAUGGCUACAAACAUCUGCUCGCGACAACAAGCUAGAAGUCGAACUGAGAUACUCGCAACAGGCUUUCUCGGAAGAUCGGGUUAAAGCGGUGUUGAGCGGCUUCGUUCAAACUUACGAACAGCUGCCUCAUUUAUUGGAACAGAAACUGUCAGACAUCCUUGCUCAAUUCGAUCUGGCUGCAUUCCAGCACAAUCUGGUCAGCCCCCGUCAAGCUAGAAAGCAGGCACCAAGGCCUGGGACAGAAGAUACAAAGAUCUUGGAGGAAGUAGUUUGUUCAGCUUGGGAGUCGGUGUUGGGAUCAGACUUCAGGUCGUCUCCUGGUUUCACACACCAAACUCCGUUCUACGAAAUAUGGGGCAACAGCAUUGCUGCUGCCGCUCUUGCUUGUGAAUACUCCAAGCGGGGAUUUGCUACAAGUAUUGAGGAACUGCUUGAUUUCCCGUCUGUUGCAGAGACUAUUGCUCUUCUCUCAACCCGCACAAAGGGCGAUGCUGAGAAAGUCACUUAG
Molecule: messenger RNA, 2874 nt
Organism: Alternaria hordeiaustralica
Lineage: Eukaryota; Fungi; Ascomycota; Dothideomycetes; Pleosporales; Pleosporaceae
Product: putative NRPS-like protein biosynthetic cluster
Exons: 2
Coding region: 1-2874 (957 amino acids)
Biological process (GO): amino acid activation for nonribosomal peptide biosynthetic process; secondary metabolite biosynthetic process
Cellular component (GO): cytoplasm
Molecular function (GO): catalytic activity; phosphopantetheine binding
Source: RefSeq, a predicted model, not a curated record